UUUUCACCAGGUGGAGGUGCCCGUGGUGAGAUGGGGGCUUCCCAGGAAUACCUCUUUGCAGAGGAUCAGGAAGGUGCUGCCCUCCCACAAGCAAGGGCUGGCGGGGGAGUGGCCUCAGAAAAGAGAGGAGGAGUGUCACCGACAGCAAGUGAUCUGGACUGGUGGGCGCUGCAGACCAAUAUCAGCAUGCAGGCCGGGAUUCCAGCCCAGCUGGCAGGUUCUUUAGACAACUGGCUAUCCCAUUAUGUUGCACGUUCAAACCAAUCGGUCUCUUACGGGAAUAGUACCCGUCGCAGCCUUAAAAAUAACAGCAGCCAAUCAGUGCAAAGUCCUGACCCUUCCACAAUGCAUUUUGGGAUGGCAGUGGCUGAUUUAAAUAGGAACCCUACUGAUGCGGUUUCUAAUAUGAAUGCAACUAAUUCUGUGGAAUUUUUUUCUGCCAAUAAUUCUGAAUCUCUUGAGUUUGAUUUACUAACCUACACUAUGCAACUUUAUAACAAUGGUAGCGCAGGGCUUGCUUCCUUCUUUCCUGGACUGACACUUGCAGCGGGUCGCUGCUUGCCCUUCCCAGCCGAUCUGCCAUAUUGCAACAACCUGGGCAGAAAGCAUUUCAGAUUACCGAAUUAUUUCCAUCAUGGCAGUGACGUGGAAAUUCGGGCUGCUUUGCAUGAGUGGGAGGGGCUUCUUACGUCUCGGUGCCACCGCUACCUGGAAUGGUUUUUCUGCUUGCUGCUGGUCCCCGGGUGCAAUGCUUCUAUUCCGAUAACGCCCCCACCGUGCUGGGGGUUCUGUGAGGCCGUGAGAGAUCUGUGCUGGAUUCAUUUGAAAGAGGGGCGCCUCCCAAUAUCAUGUGACUCUCUCCCUGCAGAGGAUGCUGGGUAUUCUUGUGUGUUUGUAAAUGUGUCUGCAGAACAUUUCAGCACAGAAGUCAGUCUUUUGCAGCUGAUCGGCGAUCCCCCACCGGAGCAAAUAACCCAAGUCAAUGGCCCUGACAACACUCCCGCCUAUGUCUUCGGGACAGAUGCCAACACCGGUCAAGUGGCCCGGUACCACCUGCCUAGCCCCUUUUAUAGAGACUUCUCGCUCCUUUUCCAUGUUCAGCCCACCACCGACAAGGCCGGCGUGCUCUUUGCCAUCACAGAUGCCUCACAGACGGUCAUCUAUGUCGGAGUGAAGCUCUCCGCCGUGCAGGACAGGAAGCAACAGAUCAUCUUCUACUACACGGAGCCGGGCUCCGAGAGCUCGUAUGCAGCUGCAACAUUCUCCGUGCCUUCCCUAGCGAAUGCAUGGACUCACUUUGCCAUCAGCGUGCAGGAUGACGAGGUGGUUCUGUACCUGAACUGUGAGGAGUUUCGCCGGGUUCGCUUUGAGCGCUCUCCCGAUGAGAUGGAACUGGAGGACGGGUCUGGACUCUUUGUGGCUCAGGCUGGAGGGGCUGAUCCAGAUAAAUACCAGGGGAUGAUUGCAGAUCUGAAAGUGACAGGUGAUCACCAGGCAGCUGAUCUCCAGUGUGAGGAGCAGGACGAGGAUACCGACGUGGCAUCUGGAGAUUUUGGAAGUGGUGUUGAAGAAAGGCCCCACCUCUCAGGAAGGGAGCAGGGGAUCCCGGCUGUGUCGCGGCUCCCGGAACCUCCCCCGGUCACUUCUCCCCCCACCGCUGGGGAGACAGUGGGGAAAGGAAGCAGGGGCUCUCCGCUGCCAACUGAGCAAAUCAAAGUGGAAGGACUACAGCAAGUUUCUACAGGAGCCAGGGUUGCUGCAAAGGGUGAAAAAGGGGCCCCGGGAGAGAGAGGCGAACGUGGCCCAAAAGGGGACUCAGGAACCGGCGGGGUUCUAGCAGCCGGCGGCACCAAAGGCGACAAGGGAGAAAAAGGAGACCUGGGCGUUAAGGGAAGUGCAGGAUUUGGGUAUCCCGGCUCUAAGGGGCAGAAAGGGGAACCAGGUGCCCAGGGAUCUCCCGGCCCCGCUGGCCCACCUGGGCCCCCUGGCUCUACGGUGCAGCGCCUGGACGGCUCUGUGGUGGAGCAGGUCGCCGGGCCUCCAGGACCAAGAGGUCCCCCAGGGCCGCCCGGGGAAGGCGGCCUCCCUGGCAAGGAUGGCGAGCCCGGUGAUCCUGGUGAAGAUGGAAAACCUGGUGACGUUGGGCCCCAGGGAUUCCCUGGAACUCCCGGAGAGCCUGGCCUCAAGGGGCAGAAGGGUGAGCCCGGAGUCGGCGCAAGAGGCCCCCCUGGACUGCCCGGACCGCCCGGGACACCAGGUCUCUCUUCCAAACAGGACAAGCUGACGUUCAUCGACAUGGAAGGCUCUGGGUUUGGAGGCGAUCUGGAAAGCUUCCGGGGCCCCCGAGGUCCACCAGGACCCCCCGGGCCUCCUGGGGUGCCCGGCCUGCCAGGAGAGCCAGGAAGAUUUGGGAUGAACAGCACUGAGCUGCCAGGACCCCCCGGCCUGCCCGGCCUGCCAGGCAGAGAUGGUGUCCCCGGAGCCCAAGGCCCACCAGGUCCUCCGGGUCCUCCAGGAAAAAGUGGGUUGGCCGGCCAGCCUGGGCUUCGAGGAGAACGGGGGGACCCAGGAGACCUAGGCCUCCCCGGAGCUCCUGGACCCAAGGGCGGUAAGGGUGAGAUGGGGCUGGCCGGAGCCCCAGGGGAAACCGGGCUGGCAGGGCUUCCUGGACCAAUGGGACCACGAGGACCACCCGGUCCCCCAGGCCCUGCUGGACCUCCUGGGCCAGGCUACGAGGCCGGAUUUGGAGACAUGGAAGGCUCGGGGGUGCCCGUCCUUUCUGCCGUUCCUGGAGAGCGCGGACCCGAAGGGCCACGGGGGCCACCGGGACUCCCCGGACUCAAGGGGGACGCUGGCAGCCCUGGGCUGCCUGGCUUGCCAGGACAAAAGGGGAACCACGGUGCUCCGGGUGUGGAUGGGCGCCCAGGGCUGGAAGGUUUCCCAGGACCUCAGGGACCCAAGGGUGACAAGGGAAGCCAGGGGACUAAAGGUGAACGAGGCCAAGAUGGAGUGGGCUCCCCAGGCCCCCCUGGGCUCCCUGGACCCCCGGGACAGGUCAUCUAUGCGUUGGGCGAAGAGAAAGCAUUAGCUAGUUUGCCAGGCCCUGAGGGCAGAGAAGGCCAUGCUGGCUUCCCGGGCCCAAUGGGACCUAAAGGAGACCCAGGAGACCCAGGUUUCCCAGGCACCCCAGGACCAAAGGGUGAGAAAGGAGAUCCUGGAGUGAUCAUCGGCCCAGAUGGGACGGGCAUCUCAGCUGGCACGAAAGGAGACAAGGGUGAGCAGGGGCUGGUGGGACCCAUGGGCCCAGCAGGCCCGCAUGGACGACCUGGCCAGAAGGGGGAAAUCGGCUUUCCUGGCAGACCGGGUCGUCCCAGCAUGAAUGGGCUGAAGGGCGAGAAAGGGGACCCCGGAGGGCUUGGCUUGCAGGGUCCCCCAGGUCCCCCCGGGCCCCCAGGCGCCCCUGGCAGUGCAGUGUCCGUCUACGACAGUAACGCAUUUAGUGAGUCGGGCCCUCCCGGCCCUCCAGGACUGCCUGGCUACCAGGGUGCCCCAGGACAAAAGGGUGAACAAGGCGAGACAGGCGCCCCAGGGCCCCCAGGCCAGUUCCCCUAUGAUCUCAACGAAUUUGGUUCCACCUUCCGGGGCGGAAAAGGAGAUCGGGGGGACCCUGGACUGAAAGGAGAGAAGGGGGAGCCCGGCGAGGGAGGACUGUAUGGACCAAGCGUCUCUGGACCUCCAGGUCCUCAGGGCUAUCCUGGCCUUCCGGGUCCCAAGGGGGACAGCAUUAGAGGCCUGCCCGGCCCCCCAGGGCCUCAGGGACCCCCUGGCAUUGGGUACGAGGGGCGGCAGGGUCCCCCUGGGCCUCCCGGGCCCCCCGGGCCCCCCUCCUUUCCAGGACCCCACAGACAAACUGUCAGCAUCCCUGGCCCACCUGGCCCGCCAGGGCCACCGGGACCUCCAGGGACCAGCGGGUCGUUGACCUCUUCUGGGCUGCGGAUCUUGCCGGCGUAUCAGUCCAUGCUGAGCACGGCUCAGGAGGUGCCCGAGGGCUGGCUGAUCUUCGUACAGGACAGAGAAGAGCUGUACGUCCGGGUGCGCAGCGGCUUCCGGAGAGUCCGCCUGGAGGAACACACUUCCCUCUCCAGCCCCGGGCUGGACAACGAAGUGUACGACAAGCCGCCAAGUGUCCACUACUCGCAUGGCGGCACUGCCUCCUCCGGCUUCCCGCACCCACGCCGAGAGCACAACCCCUCCCCCACAGCCCGGCCCUGGCGAGCGGACGACAGCAUCGCCAACCACCACCGCCUUCCCGACCACUCGCCCCACGGCGCCCAGCCCCAGCAAGAGCCACUGGACAGCUUCUCCCCAAAUCGCCGGGGGGAGAGCGCCCCCGCUGCCGUUCACAGGCACCAUGACUUCCAGCCCGCCCUCCACCUGGUGGCGCUGAACGCGCCGCUGAGCGGCAGCAUGCGUGGCAUCCGUGGCGCCGACUUCCAGUGCUUCCAGCAGGCCCGGGCAGUCGGGCUGAUGGGCACAUUCCGAGCCUUCCUGUCCUCCCGGCUGCAAGACCUGUACAGCAUUGUGCGCAGGGCCGACCGGAGCGGGGUGCCCAUCGUCAACCUCCGGGAUGAAGUGCUGUUUAACAACUGGGAGGCGCUGUUCUCGGGCGCAGAGGCUCAGUUCCGAGCUGGUGUUCGCAUCCUCUCGUUUGACGGAAGAGAUGUACUGAGAGACUCUGCAUGGCCUCAGAAGAGUGUCUGGCACGGCUCUGACGCCAAGGGCCACCGGCUCACAGAGAGCUACUGCGAGACAUGGAGGACGGACGAUGGCGUGGUGACGGGCCAAGCCUCCUCGCUGGCCUCGGGGAAGCUCCUGGAGCAGAAGGUGAGCAGCUGCCGGAAUGCCUUCAUCGUCCUGUGUAUCGAGAACAGCUUCAUGACCUCUUCCAAAAAGUGACCUGCCCCCACCCGCGCCUCGCAGCACAGAGCGGGACCCCAGCGGGGCAGCCACUUCCCCCUUCACACAGCCAUUCCCAGAGAAGCAGAUGAAAAGCCAAAGAGUGUUGAGUUAGUUUGAAAUGCCAGCCCGGUGCUGGCCAGCAUCUGGAGGGCUGAGCCGACUGGCUGUCCUGGCCAUCUCCUCGUCUCCGGUGUACACGCAGUGGGUCUCGCUUUUAAUCCCCCUCAUAUUUAACCAGGUUAGUUGUAUUCUUGGGUGAACUCUGCUUGGUUCCCUGUUUUCCCCCUUGCUAGGACAGUCGUCACAGGGAGGGCCCCGUGGUCCCCACGUGGGGUGCCGGAGCACGAGAUGCUCUUCGCUGAGACGGGGAGGCCCAGCGGGAGAGCUGGCUGCACGGCCAGUCCUCGGGCUGUGGGGUGGAUGACAGCCCCAGCUGGACAGCACUCUGGCCUCGUUAGCAGCCGGAGCAGUGCAGGCUGUCACCAGCUCAGCUCUGCUGCUCGGUCUGUGACAUCCCAGGGCUUUGCUGUCUGGCGCUGGCCAUGCACCCUGCGGGGGCUCAGCUGGGUGAAAGGCCCUGUGUGUCUAGCUGUGUCCCUCUCUGCAGGCUGGCUUCCCACUCAGCUUAGUCUGAUAGCCCCUGGCUUCACCUCCCCUCCUCCAUCUGUUCCAGGGCAGCUGGACUGGGACCAGACUCCCAGCCCCGGGUGCCUCUCAGCUGGCAGUGGGGUUCCGGCUGGCGGAGCCCUGCUCCCCACAGUGGGUGGCGAGAAGUGGGUUCCCCCCAUGGCAUGGGUAAGCUGUUGGGAGUAGUACUUCAGGAGGGGGCGGCUGUCCUUUGAAAGCAGAGUCAUUUCCUUGCUGGAAGAACCAAAGGGGUUCGUUAGAAGAGAAAGUCAAAUAGAGGCCGAAUCCCCACCCCAACUGUUCUGUGCAGGGCCUUCCCCAUUGCAGGACAGUGGCUAGCCGGGGUGGGGAGAGGGGGGGUGCCAUUUUAGCAAGUGUCCCCUCCCCACACCUCCCCUGGCUAGCCCAGCCAAUCCACACCAAACCCUGGCCGACAUGUGCCUUACGCUGGUUAGGGGCAAGGGAGAGCAGUGCAUGCGCUGAUGCGGGGAAUGAAUGUUCUCUCCUUGGCCGGGGGGCGGGGGGAUGGGGCAUUUCCUUGAGUGUCCAGAGGGCAGAUUAAAAAGUACCUGUUCUAGCAAUCCUGGGUGGCAGGGCCGGGAGGUUGUGUGACCUCCAUGAGCAUUACCGGGUGGAGAUGCUUCUUUGCUGCCAUAAAACCCGACUUCCAGAGGGAGCCCCAGCCCCUGACAGGCAAGUCUGAAUGUUAGGAGAACGUCUGGAUGUGGGAUUUAAGGUCCCAUACUGCAGCUGAGCAUCAGCUCCAGGAGAAUGUCCCACCUCAAAGCCAGAAGCCUUCCACACACUUCUAUACUCCUCGUGUACCACACUUGUGAAGCACUAAUGUCUAAAGGAUUUUUUAAUCAGUUUUGAAAAUCUGAGGUGCUACAUUUUUAACUAGCUUCUUAUUGUACUGAAAUUAUUACCAUAAAGGCUGUGCAAGUCACACAAUUCCUGUUUCUUAUUGUCUACUGUAUUUGUGUAAUUAAUGCAAUUUAAAGCCUGUGGAUUUUUGUUUUUUUGUCAGUUGUGUUCUUUAAACCGUUUUCUAAAGGCACUGAAUAAAGGAAAGUCUCCUCUUGUACUCUG
Mauremys reevesii (Reeves's turtle) is the source of this 6675-nucleotide messenger RNA. It is a transcript of the gene COL18A1, whose product is annotated as collagen type XVIII alpha 1 chain. The transcript has 42 exons. Gene Ontology annotation, molecular function: protein binding. Gene Ontology annotation, cellular component: basement membrane. The record is from RefSeq and is a predicted model, not a curated record. The coding region runs from base 31 to 4956 and encodes 1641 amino acids. Lineage: Eukaryota; Metazoa; Chordata; Testudines; Geoemydidae.